CCCCCCAACCCCCACCCUGCCCAAACUUCGACCUCCAACCCCCAGCGCCCUUCUGCCACGCCCCCUCCCCUUUCCCAAUGCUGCUUUCUCCCAGAGACCCAGAACCAAGCCUGCUAAAACCCCACACCUGAAACUUGAAGAAGAGGGAAGGCGGCGGAGGCUGACGGACGGACGGACAGACACGCUCGGAGGGCAGCUGGCUCCGGUUCCCACUGAUUCAUGCCGGAUCAGGGCCGGGUCCGCUUCAGUGUCGGCUGCCACUCUGGGAUGCCAGGACAAAUUGGGAGGAUUAAGGAAGCGUACAAGUCUAUAAAAGAGGAUUAGUCGGUGUUUAUUUCCUUUUAUUUUGUUGUUUUUAGGGGGUGUUUUCCCCCCUUUAAAAGGGCCAGUUUUUCUUUUUUUCUGUCUUUUCUUUCUUCUUUUAAUUGGGGUUUUAAAUCCUCUGACUUUGGGAAACAGACAUUUAUUUGAGAAGUUUAUUUCUGCCAUACCUUUCCCUGUGUUUUAUCGAGAGUUGCUGCAUCUGAAAGACCCCCGCAGGAGAGAGGGUGGGGAUUUUCAGUCUUUCUUCUAUUAAGUUCUUCAAUCAAACCUUUUUGUUUUUCUUUCCCAUUUUCAGUCAGAGGGAAAAGAAACUUGACUUUUGUCCAACAGAGGUCACUUUUGUGGCUGUUUGAAUUUGAAGAACUUGGAGAUGGUGGAAAUAUGGAUACCUGCUGCUCUUCAAAGAUAAAAAAAAUGAAUAAUGAUGGCCUUGAACUGUCUUAGGACGUUUCCAAAUCAUUCGUGGCAUGCGUGGGGUGAACCAACGCCUGCUCUUCUCUCCAACAUGGCAACUGGAGAAGUCUUCUGGAAAUAAAUUAAAAAAAAUAGACAAAAAGACAAUAUAAACUACUUUUUAAUGUAUUUAUAGACUUUUUCCAUUUUAUGUUCACAUUUAGAAGAAAAACAAAACAACCUGUUGAAGCUAGGAGUUGGAACCAGGCCCCAUUUGUAGAAUGUAGCAGCCUGCACCAGUUUUGAUUUAAAGAACCUUUCUGAUACCAAUAGAACUUUUUCUUCUUUAAAUGUGAUUGCACAAGUGGUUAUAAUAACAUAGGCAUGUACAAUGUGAUUGUCUGUUUGCGUGUGUGUGCGCGGGCACAUCAUUUGUGCUGCCGUCUGCCAUGUGUGUGUAGUCCACCUUACUCGACACCUGUGCGAAUAUCUCCUCCAUGGUCUUACAGUAGGUUCCUCAUUGUUCCUUCGUAGUGCCUUACAGAUAUACCAACACAGUUUACUUCACUGCAACUUUCUAGAAGAAUCCAAGACUAGUUGUGACAAAUGGUCUUAAGUCAAACAUCUUUGUCUUAGUAGGUUUUUCUACUCGUAGCUCGUAGGCAUUCGCCCCUUAUUAUAACUCACAAGCAUGCAGUUUUUUUGUUUUCUUUCGCCUCGUCAUUGCGCAUUAGGUUCUUUGAAGAGACAUUGGCUUUCCUGGGGUUACAAACCAAAGUUUAUUAACGUCAAACCUUUGUGAUACGUGUUAGGAGUGGAGCUGAAUUUACAGUCAGCCUAUAGCUGAGAUUCGCUGCCUAUACAUUGUGUAGCUCUGCCUCUGCCCGCUACAUGUGUUGAAAUCAUAAAGGGACAUCUAAGGCAUGGACAUAUACAAAUGCAGAUUUUUUUUUAGUAAGAUCACUACAAGUAAAGGAGGCUGUAAUCAGUUCAGAUCAAACAGGUUCAAGGUAAAGAGGAGCUUUGUGUUGUGUGGUGAUCAGAGGAGACGCUGUUGGAGGACAUCAACCAUAGUGUGUUCAGAUCGGAUGAGUAGACCCAGAUAGCGGCUGUGGCUGGAGAGGUCCAGAGUCCGGCCUUCUCUGGGGAGGCGGUCACUGGAAAGAGAGCCAGACAACAGAGCAGGGCUAGAGGCCAGGUUCAGAAGGAGGGUGGGGAAGAGGAGAGACAGAGAGGGCUAACGGAUAGCAUCGAAUGAAUGAGAAGAUGGGGAAGGAAUAGGUGGAGUGGAGGAGAGGAGAGGAAAUUCCACGUCUUCAGAGAGAGGAGUUUGAUGGCAUUGAGCAGGUCGGAAUAGGAUACUGAGAAGCGCCUGGUAGUCAUUGAGAGCGGCGCGAGAGCGCACACUUUUUGGGUUUCUUUUUUCAAAACUCUGAGUCAGGUUUGUCGGGUUUCUUUUUCUCUUUUCGUUGUCUGUUUUGGUCUGUUCCUGUGGAGAUUCACGGAAAGCUUAGAAACUGUAUGUAAAGCUGUGGAUAGGCGCACAAACCCUCGGGGCCAACACACACACACUCUGAGUCUCUCGUUUGAAGGAGACAUCCAAAUGCGGGCACUGCAGACACCACGUCAUGUUGUGAGAAAAGGGACAAGCGAUAUGUUGGAGACCUUUGGGCCAAUGCUUAUGUAUAUGUGUUGCUGCUUAAUUUAACGUUGACCUUUCUACUAGCCAAUGAAUUUCUUGAGUUUGUGUGCUGUUUUUUUUCUUCUGUCUUCGUGAAAGUGGGCACAUCAGAACCACUUGUUGGUUUAGUCAACGCAUCCCCUUUCUCGUGUCAUGCCAUAGUAUUUGCAUUUGAGUUUUUUUUAUUUUUACAUUGAGAUUUUUACUUGGCUAUAUAGAUAUGCUGUUUUAUUAUUAUUAUUGUUAUUAUUAUUAUUGUUAUUAGAGAUUGUUGCAAUAAUUCUUGUAGAUAUUUUAUUAGUUAAAGUGUUAUUGUAAUUUGUUAAACGCAUUGCUAUCUGGGAGGGGGUUUCAUGUGUAGGCAAGUGUUGUUGAGUAUUACUGAAAGACGACAGUGUGAAGUGUUUUAGCUAAAGUGCUGAUGUACUAAUCAGUGCAAGUCAGGGACAUAUUUUGGGGGCUCAACCUGUAGCUGAGCUGAGUUUGACUGCAGGCCACACUUAAAGGAAAACACCCAAAUAUGUAAGACAGAAAAAAAAACACCUUUUUUUAAUUACUGGGUCUUUAUUCUGAUUGGUGGCUUGUUUUCAUCAUUUUAAAAAGUCAUCCAGUCAUCACAUUGCUGAUGUUUCUUCUUGUUUAGUUUUUCUGUCACGCCCGUACCCCACCCAAAACCCCCCCACUAAGCACUCAAACCACCUAUUGUAUGAAGCAAUCAGAGCACACUAUGUUGCCCGGCUCCAGAGUUCAGUAGCUGACUCCAGAACAGAGGCGGUGUUGAGACGUUCUGGGGUUAACGGCCAUCUGGGUUCCUAGAGACAUUCCACUAAAAGAGAAGAGCUAGGACAUAAACUACUACUCUCUACUGCACCCCCUACUGACCAAAAGAGGGGUUGCUAAAUCGUCGCUCAUCCCUCCCAUCCCACCAAAGAAAGUUGCCAUGGUAAUAGAGCAGUAUCAACCCCUGUCCUCUAAAACUGACCAUGCAUUUGUGUACAGCCAACACACAAAACACGUUAUACACCAGAGACAGUAAGCUGACUUCAAAAGACAUACAAACAGGUUCACAACCAUGUCAAAAAUACACAAAGGUAGUAGCUGUGGUGUAAUACAGUGAUGACACUGUGGAUUUGGUACACGUAGAGUAUUUCACAUUGUUCCAAACUAAUACCCUACUUGGAAUGAGAUCCUCUAAUCCAAAUUUGUUUAUUGACAGAUGUUUUGUAUGUAAAUGAAAUAGGAUUUUUUUUGGUUGGAUUUAUUUUACUCAAGAUGUAAUUAAGCUUUAUUUAUGUUGUAAUCAAAAGAAUUUGUAAGGACAAAAUAUGAAAUAAUGAAAAACGAUUGUGAGUGUGCCGUAUCUUGGUCUGUGAUAAAGUGAGCCGAAAAACAGAAAUGUCUUGAAACUAAAUCUACGAAAUCGAUAACGAAACGAAACGAAAACGAUACGAAUAUAAAUAUGAAUAUGAAUACGAAUGUACUAGAAGAGGUUGAUACAGUUGACAUGAUCUUUGAUUGACAGCCUACAAAGGCACUAUUUUGGGCGAGGUCCACCCAACCAUAAUCUCAACACUGGCAUACUCCAGUAUUGCAAUAAGUCUGUUACUGACCAACACGGUAUCUGUUCAACAUUCAUCUAACAGCUGACUAUUGUUCUUCCAGAUGUAGUAUCCUUUUACCAUUUUUCAUUACUCAGAUAUUAAGCCCCAUUUUAAUUAGUUUAGUGAAAAACCCUUUUAGCCCUACAAGCCUUUGUAGUGUCAAUCCACUCUGAAAGGUGAUGUAAAUGUCAGCAUUAUAUUAUGUUGAUUACUGUGUUUUAUCUGUUUGUUUGUGAGCAGCAGUAGAUCCAGUGACCUUUUAACUACCAAAACGUGCUGCCGUAUGUUCAAGUGACUAGCUGUUUUCUUCUUCUUUUUUGGUCUGGAGUUUUUUGAGAGUCAAUCUUUUAUCACCUAAUUUAGGAUAUUGUGAGGAUCUUUGUUUUUCAAAGUUGUGUUUAUGUUGAAAUAUUGCCUUCCACACAGUGACCUCCGUGCUGCAUAGUAGUGGGAGGUAUCACUGUCAAGACACACACAGAUAGCAGAGACACUCUAAAGACUCAAACAUCAGAUCAGGGCCAGAUGUGAGACAGCAGUUAUUCCAGUGCUAGUUUCACCAUGUUCCAGCUCCUCUGAACGCAGCCUGCUUCCUACCCCAGAUCCUACCCCAGAUAGCAGCUCCGCUCUGGACAUCCGACCCUGAUCUGAUCUAGAUAUGUGCCAGAUCAGGGUCGGAUCGGUUCUUCUGUCAGCUGCGAUCGAGGAGUCUUUCUAGUGUGUGCUUGGCUCACAAAAUACCACUUCACCACCCCCCAAACAGAGAGGAACAUUCCAGAAGGCAUGGUACAAAAUGCCUCUGCUCACAGAGGUCCCCACCCUCUGAGGAGACUACUUGAAGCUUUUUUUAAUAUCUUAAAAAGGAGAGUGAUACUGCAGUGCUCACCCUGGUCCUUCACCCCCACCAUUUAACAGCAUGUCGGCAAUUGAUUGAAAGAGAGCUUUUGAAAGCACAGGCUCCCAAACAGUCACACACUUAUCUGUGAAAGAAAAAGCAUGAAGGAAGGACCUUCACAUUGUCAUUCCCCUUUUGGUUCCACAAGUGUCUGUGUGUGCGUGUUUGUGUGUGUGUGUGUCAGUGCCUAAUCACUGAUCAGAGUUCCCACCUCAGGAUCCAGAUUUGGGGCCCAAGCAGCAGCUGGUUCUGGGGUGGGUCUGGCCCCACUGUGGGUCCAGACAGGCCGGAUUCGCCCCAAGACCCGAGCUGCCGGGCAGAGACAGAGGAGGCCGUGAGUGGGACACCACAUCACAGAGCCCAGCCAGUGCACAGAGGCCAAAUGUUUCAAUUCGGCCACUUUUGACCAAGUACCAAAAUGCACAGACUAAAAGCAGAUUUGUCUACUUUUUAUAGACUCUUCCUCAAUAGUUUUUUUGUAGUUCUCAGUUUAUGUUUAUGAUCAAACAACAGGAUUGGGUUAGUAUCGAGUAUCGUGGUACAAUCAGUUGGUGGGCAUACAUGGGAACAUCAUUUUAGCACCAGUUAACCUCUUGAGUUCUGUCAGAUUACCAUUUUGCUGGCAGACUUUAUUAGUCUUGCACUGACAAACAGUGCCCACCUCAGCUAGGUGAAGACAUGUCAUGGUGUUAACUGCACCGGUGGCAUGGCAGGUGGGAAGUGUAGGCUGCUGCUGCUGUGGACGGCCAAUGCCCCCCAACACACCAGUUCACUCUGGAGGGAAGCUGACCCUGAUCUGGGGUCAGCCUGGGGUGGUGUUUCUUCGCCAGUAAUGUAGCAGCAGCUGAUGUGGGCUACUUUGGUCAUCACUCAGCUAUCUGUUCACCCAUUGUCCUUUUUUCUAAUCGCACAGACAAGCAUUCACAAUAUAUAUAUUAUAAAAAAUGCAAAUGACAACAAAAAAUGAUAUUUUUCUAUGACAUCUCAAAUAGACCUAAAAAAAAAGCAUUGAACUCCUGAGUCCUUUUUUAUUCUUUACCUGUGUGCAUUGCUGUAUGGGUUCUCUAUGUCGUACUCUCUCAUUGGUUGUUGUUAAAGCUAUUGUGUGCUGCAAAUAUCUCCAUAUAGUCUAUUUAAUCUGUUUUUUUUUUUUUUCGUUGUUUUGGUUUUUUGGUUUCUUGGUUUGUUCAUUUGGGGAUUUAAAAAAAAAAAGUGUGGCGUCUUCUGAUUUCAAUCUGUUGACGUAGCAUUAUGUGUAGGCUACCCAAUUCCUUAGACUAAUCUUAUCAAAUAUGUUACAAGAAUGGAUAUUUUACUGGCUUUAUAGAAUGUUUAAAAUAAAUAAAAUAACAAUAAUAAGAAGAAUGAUUUAACUCCUAACAAGUUGAAUACUUGCUACUAAAGCGCUUGUGUUAACCAUUACAAUGUUGUGUGCUUCUCUUUAUCAUUUUCGUUGUAGAAAAAUGGGUGAAUUUACAUUAGGCUUCUACAUCUAAUGAUAGCAGUGUACGGAGGUCAACAGAUGGGAUCUAGAAGAAUAUAGUUAUUUUAAUUGUUCUAUUACUAACCAUAGGGUGAGAGGGGGCUGGUGACAUGGUGACCUAUUUUAUAGCUUGUUAUUCACUGCUACUUUUGAUCAUUUUUCGGUCUCCGAGGUGAAUCGAGUUAAUAAUGAGAAUCGGUAUGCUCACAUAUGCAUAUUGUAUAUGUGUAGAGAUGUAAUCACACUUUGUCUUGCAUUUUCAUUAAACUGUUAAGUCACAGAACCUUCUCUGUUUGUUUUGUUCCUCUCCCUCUGUCUUCAGUUUCGCAAUACUUGACUAAUUAUAGGGGUUGCCUCUUUCCCUGGUAUGAUCUCUCAGUCUAGGUAGGUAGUUCCUCAUAUGUCAAACAUGGGUAUAGGAGCACAGUAGAUUGCAAUCCUAACAGAUAAUAUGAAAUUGCUGCCCACUCAGUAAACGCAUUCAAGACUCGUGGCCAUCACAUGCAAAAUCCUGCAAUAAUUGUGCUGUUGGCAACCAUCGCCAGUAGAUGGCGUUGUUUGCAAAACAAUAUCACGAUACAUUUCAAUUAUGUGUUGUUCAUCGUCUCAUGCUUGGCCACUAUGCUGUCUGUCACAUAGCGGUUUACGUCACUGUACAGUUUACUGAGAAUGCAUUAGCGCAUUAGCAUGUGCUUACAAAAUUGACCAGAUAUUACGUAUCUUAUGAGAGAUUGAUUUGUUUAAAUCAGUUUGUGUAAGAUUAAAAAAAAGAUAGGCUACCUAGCUGUCAACCAGCUUUUCAACCUCACCCGUGCAUAUUAUCUUAAAAAGAGUUACAAUAAAGACAUGGUUCCAGAUCCAGCUACCUGGGUAGCGAGCAUUGAGUGAUUUCGCAAGAGCAAAUCAUUUCACAUCACAUUUCUAUUUAUUGUUUAUCAUUAUUAUGGUUAUUCGAACUAAAUAUUCUACAGUUGGAUUCAUGGAUCGUGUUAGUAUAUCAGGAGGGAGAACGCUUCCUAAAAUUAGUUUAAAAGUAACCCCUGCCUACACAAUAAAUCCAUAUACCUAAAGCAUCUACUCACAACCGACAGUCGAUCGGGACUAGUAACCCAUGUCAGCUAGUGUUACUGCUGGCCACUGACCCUCUCAGUAAUGUAAGGUCUUUCGUUGCCGUGUAACCACAGACGCCGAGAGGACAGUGAAGUCCAACCAACUUGCUGCGACAAUCUAACCCAUUCCUUGAAUGACCGUGUACACGUCCAAUCACGCUGCCGUGUAUCGAAACGUAGAUCGAAUCCAGGGAGAUCAGGGGAGGAGUCUCGAAUCCCGAGGACUUGUGGCCACCGCUCGGCGAGUGAGAGAUGCUUCAAGAAAACCAGGAGGAAAAAGACAGUUAUCUCUUGGACAAUUUACCGUUAUGUUAAAAGAACUUAGAAAAAGUUAGGUUUAGACACUCAGCUGGUGUAAUAAUUACGUUUAACGGAUAUGGAAGUCCCUGGACUAAUAUAAGCAUAACCAUUUAUAAGCAGUAACUUAUUGAACCUCGGAAAUACAGUCGGGAUGAAACGAGGGGCAUUUUGAAGUGAAGCUCCCGGUUUCUCUUGGCUGGUGGAGGGGCCUUCGCGAGGACUAUUCUCUUCCGGAAUAAAAACUGAUAAAAUGGCAUGAAAGUCGAUCCAUGGAAGGCUUAAUCUUCGGCACGAGUCCGGUGGGGAUGCCCACAAGCAUCUUGCACCGUUCAGGAUGCUGCACGCUCAUCCUUGGAAUAAUGAUGUUGGUUCCUAUGACGACGGCAGAUGCCCCUGCUGGAGACUGGCCUGUGUUGGCAUCCAUCUUGCCAAACCAGCUUCCCCUGGCAGCGCAGAACCAUUCCACCUCACCUGCAGCCUUACCAGCAUCACUCACUGAGGCCUCCACCCAGCCGGGUGUCCCUCUACCUGGGCCUGCCACCACCUCACCUGUCCACUCUCUAGCCAAAGGUUCUGAAAGAAAUGGCAAUAAAGCAGUUCCUCCUAAAGCCUCCAUGUCGGACUCGGCCCCCCUCCCCGCUCCCCGUCUGGGUUCCCCUGGGGAGGAGUCUGUGGAAGAGACCCUUGAAGCCCCAGCCCGACGACCCCGGGACGUGCAGCCGUUAGUGCCUCUAUCUCAAAUCGUGCCCUCUCCAACAGUUCCUCAUCCCACACAAGUGUUGUCCCCCUCUCCAUCAUUAUAUUCUUCUAUUUCUGCAGUAAUACCAGAAACGCACAUCACUGCCCUGGUGGAGCCUCCUAUGCUUCCUCCAAUGGAAAACCAGGCAACCCAGAACACCACCACCUCCUCCAGCCCAUCAGGCACACCCGGGCCAGGGUUCACACCUGUUGCCAGAACAACUGCCAAACUUCCUGUGGAACCUUCCAGUACUGUACAGGACCCCAAAGAUCACCAGUUGUCGCCAAGCUUCAACUUGAAUGUACAGAAUAAUGACAUGCCAGAAGAGAAUCUGAGCCACGUAGUGCUGGGGAGCCCCAAGGGUAUGACCACUACAGUAGAGCCCACAAUGGAGCCCGUGGAGGACUUCUACCCGACCAACACCAUGGUGGACUGGGGGUCUGGUGACUACCCGGAGACCAUGUCCUUCAUGGGGUCUGAGGGGGACGACUACGCACUGGUCACCAAUUUACCCUCAGACAUGUAUGACUUUGAGGACUCCAACUCGGAGUCCUACGACACUUCUUUCCCAACACGUGCUGCACUGGUGCCUUCAGGCACAAUGCUUACAAGGUAUCUCAAGGAAACCAGUGUACAUCCGGAACUACCCAUCACCAGUUCAUCUGCUUUAACCAGACCAGUACAGCCGACCAUACACGUGACCAGCACCCCCAGUUUGACCAAUCUAGACCAGUACGAUGCACGUGUGACCAGCGCUCCCAGUUCCAGAGCCACCAGUCUGCUGCCUGAUUCUCCUGGUCCUACUCUUCUUUACAGCAGGCCUUUGACCACCCUUCCCACUCAAACAACUACUGUUUCCAGCAAGAAUAUGACAGAGUCUCCGACUUUCCCUCCUGGCAUUACAGAGCCCUACACCAAUUCAUCCAACCUCAACAUCUCAGGUCCUCCUCUUAUAGUGGUCGUCCCCUCUCCUGGCUCUGAGACAAGGUCACCAGUCUCUCCCAAAGACGGCAUGUCAAGCCUAGUGCCAGACUGGUCAGAUGGAGUGACCAUUGAGCCCACAGACCUCCUGCUACCCGACAUGAAUAGCCUGGAGUAUUUCACCAUCCAGCAGAGCAAAGAGCCCAGCAGACUGCCUGAGCAGAGGCCCAACCACACCACCUCCAGCCCUACAUCGGAGCUCUCCACCACUCCAACACCCAUCCUGACCACUGGAGUUUUUACGGUGGAUCCCACGCACCUGCUUACCGCCUCGUUUGUUGAGGAGCUGCUCCCAGCUCACAACGGCUCCUGGCCUGAGGAAUCUUCAACAGAUACUUCGGGGUAUGAGCCACCAAGCUUUCCGACAUCGGAGGCUGACCCAACGUCACAGCCUAAUGCCACAUUUCUGGAACCUUCCAUGGUGCUGACACCCUCCAUGGAGCCCUCAGUGUCCACCUCAGUUUGGAGUCAGGGUGGGGGGUCUGAUUGGAUGAGCACGCCGUCAAUUCUGACAGCCCAAGUCAGUACCACAUCCUUGCAUACUCCUGACCUGCCCUCAACAUCUACACAUGAUCAAUGGGACAUUACUCCGACUGUCUCAGAAACCUUGAACAAUGGCACCUCUUCCUUUCCUUCCAGUAUUAGCCCAUCUGCCUCUGUUAGUGCUACCCCUGAAUCCUCCCAGUCAGACUCUAAUACCACCACCUUCCCCUUGGCCCCAACACAACCUGCUUCAAACGCCACCACCAUCCCCCUAUCCCCAGGACCUUCUUCCCCCAAUGCAACAUCCUUCCCCCCACUCACCGACAUGGCCGAUGAAGCCAUGACUAUGGAAACACCAUCCGACACCACAGCAACCGAGGACACCCCGGCAACAGCAAACAUCAAUACCACCACGGAAUCUCUCAACAGAACCACUCCAACAGCUGUAGCAACUGUUACUACGGCACGUACCAUCACGACCGUCAUUAUGACUACCAAUCCUGACUCUUUUGUCCUAACCACUGCGCCUGACUUUCCCACCAUACCACCAGUAGUCACCACCUCUAAACCCCAACAGACCACUACCGUUCGAGAAUACCUGUGUAACAUCACCAAACCUGAGAACUAUCUGAUCAAAGUCGGCUUCCCACCAGGGUCCACAGCUGGAUAUGCCAAAGCCAAGGUCCGCGAGAUCCUGAAGCCGGAGUUCAGCCAAUCGCUGGAGCUGCAGGUGUUGAAGGCUCCUCCAGACUUUGUGUUCCAGGUGGUGUCUGGUCCUGUCGUGUACACGGCCAUCUCCGUUGUCAAUGCACUGCGCAGGUCUCCCCGGGCAACCCGCAGCAUCCUCUAUGUGUCCCGCGUUAGCCCCACUCCCAGCCCACAGUACCAUGUACACACAGUGCUGCAGUUUGUGCCUAGUCACGUAGACGUGCGUAUCUGUACCUUCAGUGAACACAUAGAGAAGGGCCUGACAGCCUCCUAUGCAGAGGUCCGACGCCGAUCCAAAGAGUCCACCAACUUCACUGUGCAGAUUGUAAACAUCACCGUGAGCAGCAUGCCUAAGGCCACCCGACAGCAGCGGGUCCCAGUAGAUGUGGUGUUUGUGGUGCGCGAUGCCCGGGGCUUCCUGCAGGGGGCGGAUGUGAGCGCACACCUGCGCAUCCUCAACAUGGUGGAGUUCAGCUACUAUCUGGGCCUCCCAGUACUUCAGAUAGCGGAGCCUUUUCACUACCCGGAACUCAACAUGACCCAGUUACUGCGCUCCUCAUGGGUGAAAACAAUCUUGUUGGGUGUGCUGGAACCGCGGGUGACUGACCGGAUAUUUCAGGCAAAGAUGGAGCGGCGUCUGGCACAGCUGCUGGGAGAAGCCCUGGGCCUCAGGAGAGUCAAGAGAGCCACCAGCACAGGCAACAACAGUAUACAGAUUGUGAGGACGACACGUCUGCCUGGUGCUGACAGUCCUUUGGAGAUGAUCUACUUUGUGGAGGGAGCCAAUGGGGACAGACUCCCGGCUGUUACUACGGCAACCACGCUCAACCGCCUGGAUGUGCAGAGAGCAGCCAUCGUUUUGGGCUACCGUGUGCAGGGCAUACUGGCACAGCCGGUGGAGAAGGUUGCUGGUUUCCCCGGCCCGUCUGCUGAGCCGACCAGCACAUGGGUGGUGGUCGGGGUGGUCGUCCCUGUGCUGGUGGUGCUCCUCAUCAUCUCCAUCCUCUACUGGAAGUUCUGUCGUACCGACAAGCUUGAAUUCCAACCCGAUACCAUGGUAACGGGACCCCAGAGGCAGAAGCUGCAGGCUCCCAGUGUGAAAGGCUUUGACUUUGCCAAGCUGCACCUGGGCCAGCCCAGUAAGGACGACCUGACGGUCAUCCAGGAGCCCGCGCCCCCUCCCGCUGCCGCUGUCAGGGAUACCAGCACCUCAGAAAGCGGUGACCCCGGCGGCUUCUCCUCUGCCAAGAACACCUCACGUGCCGGACGCAAGAAAGGACGAAUCUCCCCGUCAGAUGGGGACUCCUUGGCCAGCGAUCGCUCCAGUGAGGACUCGCCAGCAGGGCGCCUCAGGGGGCCGUCCACACCCCACGACCCCAAACAGCCUCGCAAGAUGGUCGCCAACGGGCUCAAUGGCAAGUUCACUGAAUACACACACACACACACACACACAGCUCGACAGGCAUCAGGACGCCAGGCCCAGAAAUCACUCUUAUCAGCUCUGGAAUUCCUCUCCAGACUACGAAAGAAUAAGAUUGGUCCUCCGCCGAUUAGGGGGCCCGGCGACCAGCUCUCCUCGGCGUCCAUCUUUGAGCACGUGGACCGCAUGUCUCGCGCUGCCGAGGGACCCAGGCGCUUCACCAAUAAGAUCCAGCUGAUCGCCAUGCAGCCAAUGCCCGCCCUGCCUGCCCACAGUCCCACAGUGGUGGACCGUGCCGCUGAGAAUGCCAAUCUCAACAAGGAGAUCCAGGUGACGUUAAGGCACAAGUCAGAGAUCGAGCACCACCGCAACAAGAUUCGACUACGAGCCAAGCGGAAAGGUCACUACGACUUUCCCACCAUGGACGACCCGGCUGACGGGGUUGCCGACCCCAAGGAGCAGGACCGCAUCUACCAGAAGGCCCAGCAGCAGAUUGAUAAGAUUCUGGACCCCGACACACACAUGCCCCAACCCUUCACUGAGCCCAAGAAAAGUGGUAGGGGAAGGCGUUCUCCUAAGUCUAGGAAGAAGACAGGGCAGAUGAAUGGGGGUGUGUAUGAAGACCGGGACCAGCUCAUCAACACAGAGACGGACGGAACCUACCGGAAGUACCCCGGAGUCAGCAACUUCGCUUAUGUGGUGCGACACUCUCCCUCUAAGUUCUUGAACUGGUUCCGUUCCGGAUUAUUUGACCAUAGGUCCCAUCUAGCGAACCAGCCCACUUUUCCACCAGUUUUGAGCAGAACCAUUGUGUUCAAGGAUGCGUCAUCAUCUGACCCGGAUCAGGCCCCUGAGCCCCCCUCCCCAUCCGACGACGUCUUCCUGUCCCCCAGCUCCCCUCCCCCCGGCCACGCGCCCCCUCCUCCCCCGUACCUCCCGCCCCAGCCCAGCAUCGAGGAGGCGCGCCAGCAGAUGCACUCGCUCCUGGACGACGCCUUUGCCCUGGUCUCGCCCACCGCCCAGAUCAGCACGCCAUCGGCUGGCAUCACGCUUCCCGGGGUGGGCAACGGCCACGCGCACCCCCCCGCCUCCAGCCCACCCUCCAGGGGACCUCCCCGGCCCUGGGCCCCCUCCUACCCAACGUCCGGGCCCUUCUCUGGGGUGAGUUCCAUGAAGAGGUGUCACCCACAUCAUUCGUGUAAUUCACAUGUUAGAUGCAUCAUACACAUCCACACACUCUCAGCAAAGCCAGUUAUUGUGUAUCUAUCUAUGUGUGUGUGUGUGUGUGUGUGUGUGUGUUCUGAUAAUGAUUGUGUGUUUGUUCCACAGCGUUAUGGUGAUAUAGGACUCUCCCCUCCCUCUGUGCAGAGUGUUCUUCAAAGACAAGGCUUGGGUUCAGGAUAUUUGCCUUCAAGUGCUGAUGGUGUGAGUGGGGAGCAGCCUGCAGUAGACAGUUUCACCAGCAGGGGGGGCUACAGUGAAGAGCUGUUCUCCUCAGCACGACCCAGACCUGUGGGAGGCACUGCAGGUGGCCAGCUUCAUCACCUAUCACAGCUGGGCCUUCCCAGCCGUCUGAGUGUAGUGCCUCCUAGUGGACGUCUCGGCACACCACAGGCUGGUGGCUACAACUGGAGUACCUACGAUGAUGAGUUUUCCAAACCUGGCAACCUGCGGGAUGCUACUCACCGCCUGGGAGUGAGGGAGCCCUCCGCCCCACCGGCCCACCUGGACACCCCCGGCCUGGGUUACCCUUCCGCUAGUGCCCUUCAGGGGGAGAGCAUACCCCCCACACACUCCUCUGCCUCCCUCAUCAAGGCCAUCAGGGAGGAGCUCAUGCGCCUGUCCCAGAAGCAGGCCUCCCUGCCCAGCUUCCACAGCUGAGGCCCGCCCCUCUAACCCCCCCCCCCAGCUAGACAUCCAGCCCAGAGCGAGACCCAGUGCCGCCACCACUGCUUCCCAUGGAAGCUGCCCUCGUCUGGGGGACAAGACGGACUGGGGGCUCUGGUCUGGUAUUGGGCAGGGCAUGGGGGAUUCUGCACUGUAUUAAGUGACUGAGACAAGAUCAGAGAAAAAAGCAAGAAUCGAAGAGAAAGUGUAGCUUUGGAUCUCAAAUAGUAGCACUGUGCAUGGAUGUGUGUGUGUGUGUGUGUGUGUGUGUGUGUGUGUGUGUGUGUGCGUGUGUGAGUUGAGUGUGUAUGCGUGUGUGAGUUUGAAGGACCUAUAGAGAAAAAGGGACUUCGGAAGAUUUUUCAAAAGAACUGAUUUUGUUUUUGACAAGGUGGAUUUCAGCCAAAACCUGGUUACCACAGAUUCUUGUGGAUGUUUUUUUUUUUUUUUAAAUGUAAUCUUUAGACAUUUUACUUUUGGGUGCUGUGUUUGCUUGUUUAUUUUAUUUGUUUGUUUGUUUGCUUGUUUCUUUCUCCUCCUGUUAUGAUCAGCAGCUGAGGUUUUACGUCCCUGCCGAGCUGUCACAGUUUUAUCCUUUUUGUCUUGUGGCCUUCUGAUCUCUGGGUUUAUGCUGUUACCUGAUCAUCAGCCAUUAAUCUUGCAGUACUGAAGUGUUCCUCGACACAUUACGUGUGUCCUGAAACCAAGGAACAAUGGCUUUUCAUGUAUGUGUAUUAUAAUUCCAAAACACUGUUUCAUCUGUAUCUAAUGAACUGGGUUGUCCUGGUUACUGUCAUUUCUGUGGUGCUAUCGCUUUUGACCCAUGAGCCUACAAGGGGCAGGCUUAAGGCUAGACUCACUCAGGCGAUGGUGAAGUCUAGACCUGAACUUAAUCUCUGUUCUCUGGAUGGCUUUUCUCCACUGGCGUUCACAUUGCAGGCCUCUAGGGACAGAGUCCUGCCCUGCCACCGACCACUCUAUGCCUUCUCAGAUCCCAACUGGCCUUUGGAGCAGAACUGGCUCUGAUCUCUUGGUGUGGAUCUGAUCCAGGGUCGGUUUUUUAUCUGGCUUCUCUUGUAACAGAUUUCAGGUCUGUCUCAGUCUGCUGCUGUAAGGUCAUAAGGUCAAGAUGACGUCGAGAUUUUACACACACUACAGGCCAUCUGAGGCACAGAUCACAAUGGCCCAGCAUUAUACAAAUUGUUAUUGCAUUUUAUUGGCUGAGGCAGUCUUCCGUUGGCUGAGAGGUUUUCAUUGGCCAAGGCAGUAUUUCAAGUGACAGCCUCUUCUAAGUGUUGGUAUACAUUUUUUUUUUGGACUGUAAUGGCUCUGUUUUAAUGACCACAAGAACCAAAUGGAUAUUCAGAGAGCUCUUCAAGUCAGAGUCAAAGACAUAUAGCAGAAGAAAUACCAAAGGUAUUAGGAAGGUGUUUGACACUACAUAGACAUCACUGGUUGAGACAAGAAGCAAACGAUGCAGUUCAAAACCACUGUAUUCUGUAACAGUUGGAGACCACUAUGAGGUAAACAUGCACAGCCAGGACAAACUUGCAGUAUUUGCUAUUUUCUAUUUUCUGUAUUAUCUUCUCAGUAGAGGAGGCUUUUUCCCCUAUUACAGGUUAUCUGGUCUGUGUGGACUCUGCAGCAGUAGAUCUUUUUCCACAUUCAGUGACUGUAUCGGUGAGCUUUUGUUUUUUCAGUGUUUGUUACGGUCUUGGUUAUUUAAGCCACUAUUAAUUGUCUUUAGGCAUUCUGAAGCAAUUGUUGGUCAGGAGUAAGACGUCAAUAAAGGCACUGAAUGAAAGAAAAACAUAAGAUGAGACCAGUUUUCAGGGGCUCUUUUUUUGCUGUGGCCAUCAGUUUGUGAAGAGCUAGCUCAGCUUGCUUAAGGGAAAGUAAAGAUUAAAGAAUAUUGCUAGCAAGCUAAAAAAACAGCACCUUCAUUUUCACAUACAGAAAGACCAGAUAUUGUGUGAAACACUUUUUCAAGACGCUCUGGCAAUUGGGUCUUACAUUCUGAGAGCAGAGUGCUGGAAUGGGUACAGUCUGAUGUCUGCUAGACAGAUGGAGCUAUUGAAUGAGGUUGGCGAUGUUGUUUUUGGGUCAGAACAGGACUUCGGGCAACUGAGGGCACCGAGGACCCAGAUAGCGUCUCCCUGGCUCCAGCCUGUGCAAGAGAGGGCUGUCAUUAGCCCAUUAGGACAGAGCUGUGAAACCUCCAUCUCUCUCUCUCACAGGUGCACUCAUAUUAGGGCACUGACUCUACAGCGGCCCCACAUUUCAGUUCCUACCUGGUGUGAUGUGUUUAUUUUUGCUCAGAAGUGACGUGUUAUUCUUCCCUUAAGAAAAGAGAAUCUUACCCCAAACUAUUUUCAGUGUUGUAGUAGAUGGAAAGAGGAAACUGAAGCACUGUAUUUAUUUUUUUCUCCCAACUUUCAAUCUCCAUGGCGAUAGAGAUGUUUUUCUUAACUACCUUUGCUUGAUGUUUUCAUUCUUUAUUUGAUUUUUUUUUAUCAUUGGUUGAAUUUUUUAAGUGUUUUUGUUAAAUUAAUUUGUUAAAGGGAUUUCCCCAAUCCCCAUCUAUGUAACCACAAAGUAGGCCUUCUGCUGUUUCUUUAUUUAAAUAAACAAGAUCAAGGUUU
This is a messenger RNA of Clupea harengus (Atlantic herring), 16643 nucleotides long. RefSeq names its product UPF0606 protein KIAA1549. Lineage: Eukaryota; Metazoa; Chordata; Actinopteri; Clupeiformes; Clupeidae. Bases 8053 to 13995 code for a protein of 1980 amino acids. The transcript has 24 exons. The record is from RefSeq and is a predicted model, not a curated record.